AUGAAGGUCGACGGCAAAACCCUCCUCGUCGCGGCAUCGCUCUUCAUCGGCCUGGGCGCGGCGGCGGCGGCCGCCUCCGCCUCCGAAGCAGAGGUGUUCCUGGCCGAGAACCCCCACGUCCAAGUCGGCCGCGAAGCCCUCGCCGAGGCCGAGGCGAGCGCCGGCCCCAACACCUUCAGCGUGGUCAACAAGCCCGCCGGCAACGUGGUCAUGGUGCAGGAGUACGACGCCGACACCCACAAGCUCGUCUACGCCGUUGCGCUGGUCGACGACGCCAAGGCCGAGCAGUACUACAAGAAGCACAACAAGGGCGGCGACGUCAAGGGCAAGGUCAUGAAGCGCUACGGCAGCUCCGCCGAAAGGUGCGGCCGCUCCGAGGCCGCCGACGAGCCUCGCGUCAUCUUCGAGCGCGCCUCUCGCUGUGGCCAGUUCUGCAGCCGCAGCCCGAGCUGCACGGCGCAGAGGCGAUGCCCGUCCUGCCGGUACGUGGGUGGGAACUGCCGGCACCAGCUGAGCUGCCAGCCUCGAAAUGUCUAA
Ustilaginoidea virens is the source of this 537-nucleotide messenger RNA. RefSeq lists its product as uncharacterized. The transcript has a single exon. The record is from RefSeq and is a predicted model, not a curated record. Lineage: Eukaryota; Fungi; Ascomycota; Sordariomycetes; Hypocreales; Clavicipitaceae. Bases 1 to 537 code for a protein of 178 amino acids.